AAUCUAUUGUUUAUCGCAAUCAGUUACAGUGAAAAAUUGGUGAUAACACAGGCACUUACCAGUGUAUAUUAUAGAUAUUUCAACGUAUUGCGACAGUCAUUGGUUGGACAUAAAUUAACGCACAUUAAAAAUGGAAAUUCGCUCUUUUUUGAUCACUAUUUUAGUAGUCGCAUUUGCUCUUCUUCAUUAUGGAGAGGCAAAGAGAUGUUAUCAGUGCGAUUCGAAUAUUAGUAAAACUUGUGCAAGCGAACCAUCGUCGAGAGAAGAAGUAGAAUGUCCAACUAACGCUUGUGGUGUUUGUACUUACAAAUUGAACGGUGAUAAAGGUGUUGUUCGCGGUUGUGGCCGCUUAGAGUUGAGUCAAUCUAUAUCCGUAGAUAAUUGUUUUAUAUGUUCUGAAGAUCUCUGUAAUAAUGCUAAUAUGGUAACAAUUAGCAUGACAGCAUUAGGGUGCCUCGUAUCGUUUUGGGUGAUUCAGUUUGUCCUUACAAAUUCUUAUUAAUUGUUUAACUCACAUCAUAAAAAGUACGCCCUUAUAUUAAAAAAAAUAUUACAUUAAAUAGUUCUAUUUUUUUCAUUUUAUCUAUGCUAAUUAUUAUA
Camponotus floridanus (Florida carpenter ant) is the source of this 600-nucleotide messenger RNA. RefSeq lists its product as uncharacterized. Lineage: Eukaryota; Metazoa; Arthropoda; Insecta; Hymenoptera; Formicidae. The transcript is spliced from 3 exons. The record is from RefSeq and is a predicted model, not a curated record. The coding region runs from base 131 to 502 and encodes 123 amino acids.